AUCAAGUCGGGUGAAUCUGCAAAUCAUUGAUGUUUUGUUUAGUUGUAGUUGUAGAAAGUCGUCGUCGUCGUCGUCGUCGUAACUCUAAAGCCUCAUGUAAGGAACGCGUCCCACAACGGAUCCAGCUUUAAAUACUCCUCAUAUUUAGCCCUCUCUUCGACCAACCUCCGCGAAGUUUUUCCUUUUUUUUUUUUAUUAAUCUUUCUUCUUCUUUUUCCCCUUUCCUUUUCUCUCUCUCUCUCUUACUAAUCUUUAGGAGUCCUUGGAUUUAUUGGGAAUUUCAUUGCUUUUUUCUCCUUCUUCCCUGUCAUUUGUUGAGGAAACAACAAUCCAAUUCAACAACAUUAACUAAAGCCAUCCAAGAAUCAUUCAACUCGCACCCCAUCACCAUCAUCAUCAUCUGAUCAUAGACGUUUCUGCAAUGUUUCCUUCAAUGCUUAAUUCCUAUAUAUUUGGAAACACAUGUAGAUUGUAGAGUUAUAAAGUCGUCCCCUCCAAAGCCAACAACCUUUUGUCGUCCAGGAAAAAAAAAAUUUUUUAAAAAAUGGGGAGUUAUAAUUAUUACAGGAUGUUUGGAUGUUUUAACCGGAAGUUUAAGAUCAGCGAGACGGAGCCACCCCCGGACGUGAUGAGUGCCUUCCAUAAGUACGCCGGGGGCGGGACCCACAUGACGGCCGACCAGUUUGCCAGGUUCCUGGUGGAAUACCAGGGCGAGGAAGGCUGCACUCUGGCGGAUGCAGAGAGGCUGAUGCACAUUGUCAUCCAGCGUCGUCACCAUUUGACCAAGUAUACUCGCCGGGGACUAGACCUUGAAGAUUUCUUUUAUUUCUUGUUCCAGGAUGAUCUUAAUGGCCCCAUUAAAAUUCAGGUACAUCAUGAUAUGACAGCUCCAUUGCAACAUUAUUUCAUAUAUACAGGUCACAAUUCAUACCUAACUGGAAACCAGUUGAGCAGCGACUGUAGUGAAAUCCCAAUCAUAAAAGCCCUAGAAAGAGGUGUUAGGGGAAUAGAACUAGAUCUGUGGCCCAAUUCUGCAAAAGAUAAUGUGCAUGUUCUUCAUGGAAGGACGCUGACCACUCCAGUGCCACUCAUUAAAUGCUUGAAGUCUAUUAGGGAGCAUGCUUUUGUCAAAUCUCCCUACCCUGUAAUAAUUACUUUGGAGGAUCACCUCACUCCGGACCUUCAGGCUAAAGUUGCAGAGAUGGUAAUUCAAAUUUUUGGAGAAAUGCUGUAUUACCCGGAGUCGGGAUGCUUAGAAGAAUUUCCCUCUCCGGAAGCAUUGAAGCAUCGAAUAAUUCUUUCAACCAAACCACCAAAAGAGUACCUUGAAAUAAAGAAUCAGAAAGAAGGAACUUCUUCACCUGCGGAAAAGGAUUCUUCUGAAGAUGAUUUUUUUAUGAAGGAUACGUUGGAGGGCGACCCAAAGUACGAUAGUGAUCCAGAUGAUGAAGAUGGAGACAUCCAAAACCAAAAAUCAUCCCAACUAGCAGCACCGGAGUACAAGCGUCUCAUUGCUAUUCAUGCUGGGAAGGCAAAACAGGGGUUGAGGCACGCAUUAGUAACUGGGCUGGACAAAGUUAAGCGUCUUAGUUUGACUGAACAAGACCUUGAAAGGGCUGCAUCUUUAUAUGGAACUGAUGUUGUGAGGUUUACACAGAAGAAUAUUCUGAGGGUGUUUCCAAAGGGAACAAGAGUAACCUCGUCCAAUUUUCACCCUUUAGUUGGCUGGACGCAUGGAGCUCAAAUGCUUGCAUUCAAUAUGCAGGGGUAUGGAAAAUCACUUUGGUUGAUGCAUGGGUUGUUCGGAUCUAAUGGAGGUUGCGGUUACGUUAAGAAGCCUGACUUUCUCAUGAAAAGGGGACCGCGGAAUGAGCUAUUUGAUCCUAAAGUAAAAUUGCCAGUUAAGAAAACUUUAAAGGUAAGCGUGUAUUUGGGAGAUGGAUGGCGAUUAGAUUUCAGUCACACACAUUUUGAUUCAUAUUCACCGCCAGACUUCUACACAAAGGUUCAGAUGGUAGGAGUGCCUGCAGAUGAGGCCAAGAAAAAGACGAGGAUAAUAGAGGAUGACUGGGGACCGAUAUGGGAUGAGGAUUUCACAUUCCCAUUGACAGUUCCUGAGUUAGCUUUGCUUCGGAUUGAAAUCCGUGAGCAUGACAUGUCGGAGAAGGAUGAUUUUGGGGGACAGACAUGCUUGCCUGUUUCGGAGUUGAGACCGGGGAUCCGAGCAGUUCCAAUUUACGAUAAGAAAGGAGAGAAACUUAGAUCUGUAAGGCUUCUGAUGCGGUUCCAGUUUAUAUGAACCCUACUGCAUCCUUCAAGCCCGCCCGCGACGCGCUUCUUUUCCAUCCUUAAUGUUGUAGUAGAGUUGGAUUUGCGCGACCAGAUCGUUUGUACAGAGGAGUGCUGCAAUUGCAGUAACAA
Molecule: messenger RNA, 2421 nt
Organism: Coffea arabica (coffee)
Lineage: Eukaryota; Viridiplantae; Streptophyta; Magnoliopsida; Gentianales; Rubiaceae
Source: RefSeq, a predicted model, not a curated record